AUGCUGAGCUCAGUCUGCGUCUCGUCCUUCCGCGGGCGCCAGGGGGCCAGCAAGCAGCAGCCGGCGCCACCGCCGCAGCCGCCCGAGUCCCCGCCGCCGCUGCCCCCGCCGCCGUCACCGCCGCCGCUGCAGCAACAGCAGUUUGCGCAGCCCGGCUCCGCCGCGUCCCCGGCGGGCCCCCCGGCACCCCGCGGGCCCGGGGGCCGGCGCGCCGAGCCAUGCCCCGGGCUGCCGGCGGCGGCCAUGGGGCGGCACGGCGGCGGCGGUGGCGACAGCGGCAAGAUCGUGAUCAACGUGGGCGGCGUGCGCCAUGAGACGUACCGCUCGACGCUGCGCACCCUGCCGGGGACGCGGCUGGCCGGCCUGACGGAGCCGGAGGCGGCGGCGCGCUUCGACUACGAUCCCGGCGCCGACGAGUUCUUCUUUGACCGGCACCCGGGAGUCUUCGCCUACGUGCUCAACUACUACCGCACAGGCAAGCUGCACUGUCCGGCCGACGUGUGCGGGCCUCUUUUCGAGGAGGAGCUCGGCUUCUGGGGCAUCGACGAGACCGACGUGGAGGCCUGCUGCUGGAUGACCUACCGGCAGCACCGCGACGCCGAAGAGGCGCUCGACUCCUUUGAGGCUCCGGACCCUGCGGGCGCAGCAAACGCCGCCAACGCCGCUGGCGCCCACGACGCGGGUCUGGACGACGAGGCGGGCGCGGGCGGCGGCGGCCUGGACGGCGCGGGCGGCGAGCUCAAGCGCCUUUGCUUCCAGGACGCGGGCGGCGGCGCCGGGGGGCCGCCAGGGGGCGCGGGCGGCGCAGGCGGCACGUGGUGGCGCCGCUGGCAGCCCCGCGUGUGGGCGCUCUUCGAGGACCCCUACUCGUCGCGGGCCGCCAGGUAUGUGGCCUUCGCCUCCCUCUUCUUCAUUCUCAUCUCCAUAACCACCUUCUGCCUGGAGACCCACGAAGGCUUCAUCCACAUCAGCAACAAGACGGUGACGCAGGCCUCCCCCAUCCCGGGGGCUCCCCCGGAGAACAUCACCAACGUGGAGGUGGAGACGGAGCCCUUCCUGACGUACGUGGAGGGCGUGUGCGUGGUCUGGUUCACCUUCGAGUUCCUCAUGCGCAUCACCUUCUGCCCGGACAAGGUGGAAUUUCUCAAGAGCAGCCUCAACAUCAUCGACUGCGUGGCCAUCUUGCCCUUCUAUCUCGAGGUGGGCCUCUCGGGCCUCAGCUCCAAGGCUGCCAAAGACGUGCUGGGCUUCCUGAGGGUCGUCCGCUUCGUCCGAAUCCUGCGCAUCUUCAAGCUCACGCGCCAUUUUGUGGGGCUGCGCGUGCUGGGCCACACGCUCCGCGCCAGCACCAACGAGUUCCUGCUGCUCAUCAUCUUCCUGGCGCUGGGCGUGCUCAUCUUCGCCACCAUGAUCUACUACGCGGAGCGCAUCGGCGCCGACCCCGACGACAUCCUGGGCUCCAACCACACCUACUUCAAGAACAUCCCCAUCGGCUUCUGGUGGGCCGUGGUCACCAUGACGACCCUGGGCUACGGAGACAUGUACCCCAAGACGUGGUCGGGGAUGCUGGUCGGGGCACUGUGCGCCCUGGCGGGGGUGCUCACCAUCGCCAUGCCCGUGCCCGUCAUCGUCAACAACUUUGGCAUGUACUAUUCGCUGGCCAUGGCCAAACAGAAGCUGCCCAAGAAGAAGAACAAACACAUCCCCCGGCCCCCGCAGCCCGGCUCCCCCAACUACUGCAAGCCCGACCCCCCUCCCCCGCCGCCCCCGCACCACCCCCACCACGGCAGCGGCGGUAUCAGCCCUCCGCCACCCAUCACCCCGCCCUCCGUGGGGGUGACUGUGGCCGGGGCCUACCCAGCGGGCCCCCACACGCACCCCGGGCUGCUCAGGGGGGGCGCGGGGGGGCUCGGGAUCAUGGGGCUGCCUCCUCUGCCGGCCCCCGGGGAGCCUUGCCCGUUGGCUCAGGAGGAAGUAAUUGAGAUCAACCGCGCAGAUCCCCGCCCCAAUGGGGACCCUGCAGCAGCUGCGCUUGCCCACGAGGACUGCCCAGCCAUCGACCAGCCCGCCAUGUCCCCGGAAGACAAGAGCCCCAUCACCCCUGGCAGCCGUGGCCGCUAUAGCCGGGACCGAGCCUGCUUCCUCCUCACCGACUACGCUCCUUCCCCUGAUGGCUCCAUCCGGAAAGCCACCGGUGCUCCCCCACUGCCCCCCCAGACUGGCGUAAGCCAGGCCCCCCAAGCUUCUUGCCCGACCUCAACGCCAACGCCGCAGCCUGGAUAUCCCCCUAGCGGACGAACCCCUUCCCCCCGGGCUCUUGUCACCGCCUGAGACCUCGCGAGACCCUCGGUCCCCCCCUGCCCUUUCCCCCCAGGUUACGAGAAAUCCCGCAGCCUGAGCAGCAUCGCGGGCCUGAGCGGGGUGUCCCUGCGCCUCGCGCCCCUUGCCACUCCCCCUGGCUCUCCCAGGGCCGCCCGCCGCGCUCCCCCAACCCUGCCCUCCAUCCUCUAACGCUCCCCUCCCCCCCGUGGGGGGACUGGGGGUGACAGGGAAGAAGGUCAAAGGAGUGGGGGGUGGGGGAAAGGGUUUUUUAAAAAAAUCAAAAAGUCAUUAAUAAUAUGCAACCGAGACGACGACGCCAGCAGACACCCCCGGACCCCUCACCCCCACCUGGGCCCCCAGGAUGGAGGGGGAGGAGCCAAACUCCAGCCCCCCCCCCCCACCUCUCCCCCUUCCUCUCCCCCCAAUAAAGCCUUCUCAGGUCUCCAUGAGCCAUAGGACAUCCCGCUCCCAUAAACUCCUGUAAAUACGUCCAAAUUAUGCCAGUUACAUUUUGGGGCGCCUCUCCGCUAGUCUGCAUGCCUCCCUCAACCCGGAUCCCUCCUCCCCCCUUCCAGCUCCACCUCAGCAAUAAGCCGCCAGGGGCUGCAUGCCGCGCGAUUGAGGGAAGGGGAAGUCUGGGAAGGGGGCGGGGCCUCAAGGGGGUCCGGCCGGCUUUGCAGCCGCGGGAGGGUCUCCUGGCCUCCCACCGUUCGCCCCGGGAGGACAGCCCAUCACAUUGAUGUAAAGAGUAAUACGGUAGCAACAAUGUGAGGGAAGGAGGAACAGCCACCCAGGCCCCCAAACGAGCUGAGCUCAGAGGGCGAAAGCAGAGGCCUGGGGAGUGGGCUGUGGACAGCUUCUCCCUCAGCCUUUAGGAAGAUCCCUCUGGUGAACGUGACCCUUUCAUCCCUCUCCAUCCCCGCCACGGGGUCUGCUCGCCUCUCUUCUUGCUGCAUGGACCCAGACCUCCCAUCUCGGAAUUUCUGGGAUGAUCUGGCCCUAGCACACAAAAUCCCCCAACGCCCCCUCCAGGUUACCAGGACACGAGACCUGCACCCACAGUUCCCGAGACCCACUCUGGCACCCCGCAUCCCCUAAAUCCCCACCGGGUCCUGGGACUUAACUUCUGCGUGCAGAUGCUGUCCCCCGCCCCACCCCACCCAAUCCCUGGACCGCAUCCCAGCGGCUCAAACCUCCAAGACUUGACCCGGCCCUUCAGCUCACUUUCAGCCUUUGGGAUGCUCCAGAUCCUUCCCACACUCGGGCAUUUCUUGGACACCCCCAAAUCCUCAGGCCUCCCCCCCCCCCCGAUAAUCCCCAAAUCUCUAACAUCUGACAUCCACCUCAGGUUCUCCUGAUACCAGAAUUUCCAAGACAGGCUCAACCUGUCUACAAUUCCAGGGAACCAGACCUCCCCCACCCCCAACCUUGGGCAUCCCCUUUCGUAUGCCUCGCCCUGCCUCUUCCAAGAGCCCCUUUCCUUAAAUGGUGCCCCAAAGGGACCCUCUUCAUGGCCAUCAGUGUUUCCCAGAGAGUUGUAUUUGUACCCCUGGUGAUGUGCUAAGGUUUUAGGCAGUGCAAGGACGCUUAAUCUAAAAAGUUUUGUCUUUCCUGGCAUGUUGCUCACAAGCCGGUAAGUCCAGAUACUGCUGCUUGGCCCAGACACUGUUGAUUCAAGGUCGAGUGUUUCCACUUAAAGCAGAGGAUGUGCCCGCUCGAAGGGACACUGGACUAGCAGAAGCUCGGGAAACGACGACAUACCUUACCGGGGCUGGGAUCCCAGCCCACCCUUCCCCGGCAUUCCGCGUCCUGCCACGCUCGCGGGUGGAAAAUCAUUUCUCAUAUCCCAUCCUGGCUCAAGGAUGCGCUACCUCCCCCAAGCCCAGAGACCACACCGGUCCCAGAAUCCUUAGAGGGGACCCCUCCCCUUUUGGAGCUGGAGGCCCACGGAACUAGCAACCUCCUUCCCUCUGCUCCCACGGCCUCAGGAACCCCCCCCCCCCCCCACACACACCCAUCCGAGGGUUGGGGGGUGUCACUGAGCGCGAUUCUUGAUGCAACGAUUCCUAUGCAAGGGGCAUUUUGAGUCCCCCAUCCUUCCCUCGGACCCUAAACCCUGGCGAAUCAGGGGUGAGGGGUGGGGCAGGUUCUGGUGGGAGCGGGGUGGGGCGAGGCAAAGGGCUAGGGGCUCCAGACACCAGGGUAUGGGGGUGGGGACUGAUUAUAUUGCCAAAGGGUUUAACUUCUUUAAAAAAAAAAAAAAACAAAAACAAAAAAACAAAAAAAAAACCCAACA
Molecule: messenger RNA, 4618 nt
Organism: Panthera uncia (snow leopard)
Lineage: Eukaryota; Metazoa; Chordata; Mammalia; Carnivora; Felidae
Gene: KCNC3
Product: potassium voltage-gated channel subfamily C member 3
Biological process (GO): potassium ion transmembrane transport; protein homooligomerization
Cellular component (GO): neuronal cell body membrane; voltage-gated potassium channel complex; dendrite membrane
Molecular function (GO): delayed rectifier potassium channel activity; protein binding
Source: RefSeq, a predicted model, not a curated record